GCCACCAGUUGAACCGGAAUCCAGUUAAACUGGAACACCGGAACCAUUUAUGAGCUGACGGUGUUUCUUUACGACACCGUUUUCUGCCGGAACGUAUCUGAAGUAUUUACGUUUACUUUCCAGAUAGUUAAUUAUGUCUCCAUUAAGCAGAACGCGUUUCAUUUGAGAGCAUUUUACCAAGCAAUGUUGGGUGUUGGCCUUACAUCUGUCAUUGCCAACCUAUUAACUAAUCUUUGUUCUGCAUCUGUUCACUGAGAGGAAUAUGGCUGUGUUCCCUCCCGGAGCGGCGCAGGGUCACAUGGAUAAAGAGCUCAACAUGUCAGAGAUGGAAACCCUCAGGAUGUUCGUUACCGACAGACUGACGGCAGCGGUAGACGACAUCCUGGGAGUGUUCGGUCGAACUGUAGCCCAGUACCAGGAGCUGAUAGAUCGCCAGCGGCUACAGCUGGGAGAGCUGAGGUGCGAGGAGGAGGAAGAGGGGGGCGGGAGAAACCACACCGCAAACCAGCUGCAGGCUGUCUCCUGGAUGAAACCCUACCCUGAAGAUGAGAUCAUUAGCGUCCCACUCCACCACACUGACUGGGUGGACAAGAUGGAAACUAGCACUGCUCACAUUAAAACUGAAGAAUGCAGUGAGGACAAUGAAGUGUCAAAACCAAACUCUGACUUUGAUCCAUCUGCUGUUUCCGAAACAGCAAUUGAUUGCCACGCCCUUGCUGAGUUCUCUAAGCCAGAGGACGAUGAAAACAACUCGAGAGAGGCUGCAGGGCUUUGGAACCCAGAGGAGGCAGAAAAAACAGAAGGACAAUGUUCAUCCCAUUACCCAGAGGUGAACAGCUCCACGGACAUAUUGCAGAAGAAUAAACCGACACAUCAGCCUCUGUUGGUGUUUAGUUGUAAAGUUUGUGGUGAGUCCUUCCAGAAGAAUGGUUAUCUACUCACUCAUGUGUUGGCACAUCCGACAGACUGCGGUGUGUGUGGUAAACAUCUGGAACACACAGAGAAGCUGAAGUUUCACCUCAGAGUUCACAAAGAAGCAUCUUUCUGCUGCAACGUCUGCGGGCAGAGCUUCACACUGCCGGGGAACCUGAGGAUCCACAUGAGGAUCCACUCGGGCGAGCGUCCUCAUGGCUGCACACUUUGUGGCAAGAGCUUCGGCAGAAGAGGGACGCUGGUGCGGCAUGUCCGCAGCCACACAGGCGAGAAGCCAUUCAUCUGCACAUACUGCGGCCGAGGAUUUGUAGAAAAGGGCAACCUGACGGUGCACCAGCGAACACACACCGGCGAGAGACCGUACCAGUGCUCUUUGUGUGACAGACGCUUCACCCAGCUGUCCUGCUUCUACAAACACCCCUGUCGGAUGAGAAGCCCCCCCACUGCCCCUGGCAAUCACACCUGACCACCUGAACACAAGAUGUAUUCUGUAUCAUUUCAACAGGAAUUUGUAAGUGAGCUGUAAGGGAGGAUAAUGAGUUGGUCGGGUAAAAGGCAAUCCUAGGGCAUGGUCAAACUUGUGAUUGCAUGCAAGAGACCUGCUGCUUAGCUGCUAUUGCACAGGCCAUAUGACAUUAAAUUGAUAUCAAUGUUUUUUUUUGUUUUUUUUUGCCAUGACAUUAUUAUGUCAGGGUAUAAAACAUUAAAAGAGAUAUGCUACUUAAAGCAUGAUUAUAUAUGA
Molecule: messenger RNA, 1675 nt
Organism: Eleginops maclovinus (Patagonian blennie)
Lineage: Eukaryota; Metazoa; Chordata; Actinopteri; Perciformes; Eleginopidae
Product: zinc finger protein 235-like
Exons: 2
Coding region: 263-1399 (378 amino acids)
Biological process (GO): regulation of gene expression
Cellular component (GO): nucleus
Source: RefSeq, a predicted model, not a curated record